AUACCGAUUUUUCGUACACCCUUUAUCUGUCUCUCAAUUUGUUUCGGACUGUAAUCGAUAGAGAGCGCCGCAAUCGAGGUAAUUUCGACUCUCAUGCUCGAGGAAAAAUAGAAUCCUGAGUAAAAACUCCAAAAUGGCGCAACUGCCGAGUGUAAACACCCAGUUUUGAUGUUAACGAGGUGCACCAGCCGCGAAGAGUUCGCGUAAAAAUCGGACUCGCUGUUUGGUCCAUUUUUGUGUGUGAACAGUGUGACGAACAAAUUCUACCUGAAUGUUCACUGUAUCUACGAUCGCCCAUUCUAUACCAGGGAGUGACCUGAGUAAAAUGUCGCAGAAGCGCGGUGCCACUAUAGCGCAUAUUGGAUCGGACGAGGACGAUCCGAGCGGGUGUAAAUAUAGGAGGCUGGAGGACGAGAACGUGCAGGACAAAGAAAGAUUUGCGAGCAGGGAGAAUCAUUGUGAAAUCGAGCGGCGGCGGCGGAACAAGAUGACCGCCUACAUCACCGAACUAUCGGACAUGGUGCCGACGUGUUCAGCGCUGGCGCGGAAACCGGACAAAUUGACUAUACUCAGGAUGGCGGUCGCCCACAUGAAGAACCUCAGGGGUACCGGGAACGCGACCACGGAUAACGCGUACAAGCCGUCUUUUCUCACUGAUCAGGAGCUAAAGCACUUGAUCCUAGAGGCCGCGGAUGGAUUCCUGUUCGUGGUCAGCUGCGACACGGGGAGAAUCAUUUACGUCUCCGAUUCGGUCGCGCCUGUCUUGAACUACACGCAGAGUGAUUGGUACGGCACCAGUCUCUAUACACAGGUCCAUCCAGACGACACCGAAAAGGUGAGAGAACAGUUAAGCGCGGAAGAGCCGCAACACGGAGGCAGGGUGCUGGACCUGAAGACUGGAACCGUGAAGAAAGAAGGCCAAUCAUCCAUGAGGAUGUGCAUGGGUUCGAGAAGAGGCUUCAUAUGUCGCAUGAAGGUCGGGAACCUCCAGACGACCGGCGACAUGGCGGCUGCUCACGGUUUCCACCGUAUGAAGCAGAGAAACUCGCUCGGGCCGAGCAGGGACGGCCAGAAUUACGCCGUAGUCCAUUGUACAGGAUACAUCAAAAACUGGCCCCCCACCGGUGAUUUUGUUUCCCCGUGUGUACCAUGUGUGGGUAUAGGUGACAGGGGACCUGGUAGUGUUCAAGCUAGAGCUGACGGUGUAGUUGCAGAUGAAAACACCAACAGCAAUUGCUGCUUGGUCGCCAUUGGACGACUACAGGUCACUAGCACACCAAAUAGUAGCGAUUUAGCAGGUUCCAAUAGCAAUAAUGAAUUUAUAUCGCGUCAUUCAGCAGAAGGUAAAUUUACCUUUGUGGACCAAAGAGUUGGUGGAAUUCUAGGCUACACACCCUCAGAACUCUUGGGUCACCCGUGCUACGAAUUCUUUCACCCAGAGGACUUAACGCAUAUGAGGGAAAGCUUUGAGCAAGUGCUGAAGCUGAAAGGACAAGUGGUGUCUGUGAUGUACAGAUUUCGAGCCAAAAAUCGCGACUGGGUCUGGUUAAGGACGUCUGCAUUUGCAUUUUUAAACCCGUUCAAUGACGAUGUUGAAUACAUUGUCUGCACAAAUACGCAUGCAAAAUCGUUUCAUCCUGGCAGCGAGGGCCAGACCGAAACCGAAGCUGUACCUGCCUAUGGUCAACCUGGCUUAGAUUAUUCUCUUCAGAGACAUCCUGCUAGGGAUUCAUUGUAUUCGGGGCAUCAUAUGAUGCAGCAUCCAGCAACUGUAGCUACAGCUGGUCCUCAACAACCGAGGCCGUCCAGUACACAAAACGUUUAUCAGGGAUAUGAAACCACACAGUCACCAAUAGCUUAUGGUUCACCUGGACAACAGAGUGCAUCUUCUUCGGUUUUAAGUAGAAUCCAAAAGCCAGCUAAUACAUCGCCAACUCCGGUGCAACAAGCAUGGGCUAUUGGAAGACAGCAGCCAGUAACAGAAGGAUAUCAGUACAGUCAAUUAAGUCCAUCUAGGUCACCAAGCGGACCAACUUAUACUCAAUUAAGUGGCGGUGCUAGAACACCGGCAACGCAGUAUCAUGCAGUAACCACAGUGCCUAAUAAUCCGGGUAUGUGGGGGUGGCAGAGUCAACAACACCAAGCACCUCAACCAGAUGGCGGACAAUCAAAUCCUCAAGUGACUGGACAAGCACAACCACCCCAUCCUGCUCAGGGUGGACCUGGUACGCAACCCCAAGAACUCUCGGAUAUGUUACAGAUGCUACAGGAUCAAGGCGGAGCAUCUGGUUUCGAGGAGUUAAAUAUGUUUAAUACUAACUUCGAGUAGCGACAAGGAAAUAGUAUUGAAGAAUGUCUACCUUAAAGGAGCUUUAAGGUUUAAAUCAUUGUCUCGAGAUCACACCGAGCAUCAUAAUCAGCACUUUUACUUCAGCAAUUAAUUGAAAGCUCGCAAUUAGCACCUCACAUAUAAACUUCAUCUGAUUUGGUGUUGGGGUUAGGAUGGCCUAACUUCAUCCAUUCAUUAGCAAUUCUUUUCUGAGAAGUUUCGAACCAUCACGUUUGCUAGUACGAUUUUGAAGAUCGUAUGAGAUGUUGAGACAAUUUGUCGAAAAAUUCAUGAACAUCAUUUCGUGAAAGUGCCAUU
Molecule: messenger RNA, 2647 nt
Organism: Nomia melanderi (Alkali bee)
Lineage: Eukaryota; Metazoa; Arthropoda; Insecta; Hymenoptera; Halictidae
Source: RefSeq, a predicted model, not a curated record